Messenger RNA from Didymella exigua CBS 183.55, 649 nucleotides. RefSeq lists its product as uncharacterized. NCBI's taxonomy places the organism in Eukaryota, Fungi, Ascomycota, Dothideomycetes, Pleosporales, Didymellaceae. Bases 33 to 608 code for a protein of 191 amino acids. The transcript is spliced from 2 exons. The record is from RefSeq and is a predicted model, not a curated record.
CUUUCCCAAAACUUAAUAUAUUUUUACAAACAAUGUACAAGGCAACGUGCAGAAAGCUAAUGAAGAAGAAGGGGCGCGCUCCUACUAUAAAAAAGACGUUGGGUUGUGAGUUAACUGCGAUUGAGCGCGCGUUUAUUGCGGGCGCGUGCAUCGCAGGCAGUCUAUCACACAACGAUUGCGCUAACCUCUUCCCCCCUGGCGUCGCUAGCAAGUCCACGAUUACUAGAACUAUACAGCGAGUUAACAAGCAGGCAACUGAACUGAACACUACAAUUAUUGACCCUUGCUGCUAUGAAUUUGCGUCUACUAGAGGCGCGCCGCGACUGCUUGACGAUGAGCAACGCGCUCGCGUUGUGGAGCUCACUAUUGCGUCGCAGGAGAGCUGGGAGAAGGAGAGCUGGCAGGCCAUCAAGGAUGGAGACUUUGUGAACGCUGGCCUGCCAAAUUUCAGUGUAUCGCUUACGAAAAUAUCAUGUACAAUGCUGGUUACGCGCGCUGGCGACCAGGCUGGAAGCCACCUCUCAACUGUUGAAGGCAGGUGCUGCCUAGUCAAUCAGAAGCAGCAGAAGCUCUCCUGCUCUCUCUGCAGUCGCAACUACCUCUGGUAGUGAGACGAUGCUUAUUUGGGACUAGCACUGUUUACGGUCAC